ACCGCCGAUCGAUCGAUCACCUUUCCAGAUAAAAGAUCGAGUUUGCUAGGUCGAUAUGGGCUCUCUCAUGGCUGGCUGGAGCUCCCAUGCGCUCGACGAUGACCACAAAGUUCGUUUCAUGAGGAACCGAUCACUGACCAAGGAGGAGGUAGAGGCCUACCGGAGACAGCACAGGAAGCCGGCGGGGGAGGGCACCGUCAACGGCGGGGAAACCGUCGUCGCCUCCUCUCCCUGCCCGGGGAGCCCGAGGCCGACCCCGCGUCCGUCGACUCUGUCUCACGUCCGUUCGUCGCCGCCGGUGAUGACGACCAAUAGCGUGGACGGUCACGGCGAGGCUGCGGCUAGCCCUAGCGCGAGCCGUGACUGGUGGACGAGGAGCAGUUGGGCGUUCCUCAACGAACCGCGGUCGCCGCAGCGCGAGGGAGGCGGUGCUGGGCAAGGCGGCGCCGGCGCCGCCGCCGCCGUCUGAUCGUCGUCUUUCAUUAGUUUGCUAGGCCAACUUUAUAUUGUAGGUAUAUCUCUGUAAAAUACACCGUGUUAUUGGAGUGGCUUUGCUAAUGUUUGGUUUCUACUAAUAGAAUGCCUCUCCGUUGCUAUGAGCUUUGUAUUUUUUAUCUGGUUGCCAAUAUGUACUCGUAUUGUUGC
This is a messenger RNA of Hordeum vulgare subsp. vulgare (domesticated barley), 645 nucleotides long. RefSeq lists its product as uncharacterized. The record is from RefSeq and is a predicted model, not a curated record. The coding region runs from base 56 to 469 and encodes 137 amino acids. The transcript has 4 exons. Lineage: Eukaryota; Viridiplantae; Streptophyta; Magnoliopsida; Poales; Poaceae.